AUGUCCCAGCCAUCCACAAGUAAUACGGGUUCCGAAACGCGACCCGUCGAACGACCUAUAACCGCCAGUCAUAUCGGCAUGACCGUUGGUCCAUCAAGGCAUAACCCUGUUGGGAAAUUUGUUCGAUCGCCACCAGCUCGUGCUCUGACACCACCCGAUGACAUCAGUAUGGACAGUGAGCAUGAACCUUCGAUAUCGACCGGGUCAUUGGGUAGAAACAACAAAGUUGCUCCUCAAUAG
Molecule: messenger RNA, 240 nt
Organism: Haemonchus placei
Lineage: Eukaryota; Metazoa; Nematoda; Chromadorea; Rhabditida; Trichostrongylidae
Source: the annotation of a GenBank genome assembly